Molecule: messenger RNA, 2692 nt
Organism: Epinephelus lanceolatus (giant grouper)
Lineage: Eukaryota; Metazoa; Chordata; Actinopteri; Perciformes; Serranidae
Source: RefSeq, a predicted model, not a curated record
AAAAAAAACUUGAAUGUUUCUGACGGGGAAAAGGAGUGUAGCAGACAGAAGUCGUCUCAAAUUAGUCUGAAUCGGUUUUAUUUCAUCGCUGCAACUUAUAACCAGGGACGCACCGACAACACUCAGCUGGGUUUGUUGAGAUACGUUUGGACUGCUGAAGUUUCGGGUCACCUGAGGCAGAUUUCACUUCCUCAUCGGGACUUGAUGUGUCUUUUGCGCUUCGACAUCAACUGUCGGUUAUUUAUUUCGUGAAUGGGAAUUUGUCUGCCGUCGCUCGGAUGAAAUAAGACCUCGGACAGCAGCUGGAUCACCUGUUAUUGCUUCAAACUUUUGAGUUUCUGCCUGCAAACAGGUACUGCAUGAGUGUGUGUGUUUACCAGCUCUGAUGGUAGCAGCACGUCACCUGUGAGAGGACUGAACCACCUCACCAUGACAGAGGUCCAGACUCCAUGGCCGCAGGGCACAGAGUGUGUGGCCAGGUACAACUUCAAAGGCACAUCAGAACAGGACCUGCCCUUCAACAAAGGAGACGUGUUGACUAUUAUUAUUGUCACAAAGGAUCCAAACUGGUACAAAGCUAAAAACUCUGCAGGUCGUGAGGGGACGAUUCCAGCCAACUAUGUUCAGAAAAGAGAAGGUGUGAAAUCUGGAGGCAAGCUGAGUUUAAUGCCAUGGUUUCACGGGAAGAUAACGCGGGAACAGGCAGAGCGGUUGCUGUACCCCCCUGAGACAGGCCUGUUCUUGGUGCGAGAGAGCACCAACUUCCCCGGCGACUACACCCUGUGUGUGAGCUGCGAUGGCAAGGUGGAGCACUACCGCAUCAUCUACCACAACGGCAAGCUCACGAUCGAUGAAGAGGGGUUCUUUGAAAACCUCAUGCAGCUGGUUGAGCACUACACCAAAGAUGCAGACGGCCUGUGCACCAAACUAAUAAAGCCAAAAGUGGAGGAGGGGACGGUGGCCGCUCAGGAUGAGUUUUCCAGGAGUGGUUGGUCGAUGAACAGAAAAGAUCUCAAGCUGCAGCAGGUGAUUGGAAAAGGAGAAUUUGGAGAUGUCAUGGUGGGAGACUACAGAGGGACUAAAGUAGCUGUGAAGUGCAUAAAACAUGAUGCUACAGCGCAGGCCUUUAUUGCGGAGGCUUCUGUCAUGACGCAACUACGGCACGAUAACCUGGUGCAGCUGCUUGGAGUGAUUGUAGAGGAGAACGGGAGUCUGUUUAUAGUUACUGAGUACAUGGCCAAGGGCUGUUUGGUUGACUACUUACGUUCCAGAGGCCGAACAGUACUUGGCGGAGAUGCUCUCCUUAAUUUUGCACUAGAUGUCUGUGAAGCCAUGGCGUACCUGGAGGCCAAUAACUUUGUGCACCGAGACCUAGCAGCGCGCAACGUUCUUGUGUCGGAAGACAACAAGGCCAAAGUCAGUGACUUCGGUCUGACCAAGGAGGCCUCUUCCACUCAGGACACAGCUAAGCUGCCUGUGAAGUGGACGUCCCCGGAGGCCCUCAGAGAAAAGAAAUUUUCCACCAAAUCUGACGUUUGGAGCUACGGUAUUUUGCUUUGGGAGAUUUACUCAUUUGGUCGAGUGCCUUAUCCAAGAAUUCCAUUAAAAGACGUUGUGCCUCGUGUGGAGAAGGGAUACAAAAUGGACUGUCCAGACGGCUGUCCUGAAGUGGUGUACAACAUCAUGAAACAGUGCUGGAACCUGGAUCCUGCUGCUCGACCAAGCUUUCAAAUGUUGAAGGAGUGGCUACAACAUAUCAGCCAUGGGAUGGGAAAAAAACAAUGAGACAUCUGACAGAACACACACAAUGAGUGACUUUCCUCUUCCUUCAUUUUGACCACUUGGACCAUAACCUAGGAGGAAAAAAUAGAUUUCAGAAAACUGUUUUGUUUUGCAAAGUUCACAACAAAGUUUGCUUCACACAUUGUCCAGGGACCGUUAGCUGAAACUGUCAGUGUUUAUGUGUCUUAGCGUCAUCCGUCACCUCAGGUUGUUCAGUCUGCAGUAACUCUUCAUUACUGGCUCAGUUGCUUUCUCUGCGCUCGGUUAUCAAGAGUGAAUGAUUAACUGUCAUAUCGAUAAGUCUGCCUCAGAGCCACAGUGCCUUGACCUGUUUUUUAAAUAUAUUUUAUGUCCUUUACGUUGAUAUCUUGGUCCUAUUAGUAGCAUUGUUACAUUUUAUGAACGUGCAGACCUUAACAUAAUUUGACUGAGUUGACUGAAUCCAUUGUAUUCGUUUAAAGAGGCGAUUCAAAAGUAGGAAAACAGUUUUGAUACGUCGUCACUCGCUGUAUUGUUUUUUUUUUUACAGUUUCCAGGUACACCUUGUGCAUGACUGUUGAAUUAUUUUGUUAAAAGUUCUAAGUUAAAAUAACUAUAAUUAUGCAGCUUUAUUUUUUCAUUGCUAUGUAAUUGUUAGAUGUGUUUGCAUCUCUCUGCACAUCAAAAAAGGAACCGCAAGUUUGGACAAGUGUCACCUUUACUACUGAUAUAAUAACAUCAUUCAGCUCAGUCGUGUCGACAUCAUUCCCAUGUACAGAAUAUUCCAUUCGACGUCAGUAAGUGUCUUAUUCUGGGAAUCUUUGGAUUAAACCAAAUGGAUCUGGAUUUUGUUUGUAAUGAGAAAAAGGAGAAUGUUAAUAAAAUUACUAUGUUGCCAUUUUCAACAAUAAAAAAUAAGAUAUUUUGAAAA